CAACAAUAAAAGGGGCCAGGCAGGUCGAAUAGGCAAAGCGAUUUAGCCAUUGGGUAAGGAGGCUUAUUAGAUACUCCAUCAGCAACGCCGCCAAUCCUUUCACAAGCAGUGUCCCCGCCGGCGAUUGCACUAGUUUCAAAACUUUGAGAUCUGAAAGCUCUUUCUGCAGACAGAGCCGAAGUUGAAAAAGAAGCAACGCACGAGAAGAACGUCGGCAGUGCAGAAGAAAGGGCUGAAGAAGAGGUGUUUUUGGUUUUGGGUUUUAUUUUUCAAUAUAUAAUUUUUUAAUUAUAGAGGACCGGACCAGGAUGAACCGAGUUGGACCGUAAACAGAAAACAAACCGCCAGUUCAGUCCGAAAACAUGCAUUAAACAGGGGAAAGCAAAUGGACCGACGAGUCGAGAUGGCCGAUACCGGUAAUCGUGAUUCGCAGAAGCCUCCUAUGCACAAGCCUUAUCAGGCAGCCCUGAACGACAAAUGGGAAUCUCUGAAGGACUUCUACAAGGACAAUGUUAGUUUGCUGUUUAUUCCUGUAACGCCCGCUGGGGACAAUGCGUUUCACUUGGCAGUGUUCAGCAAAAGCAGUGAACCGCUUCAAUCUUUACUUGAAUUUUCCAGAGGUGAUGAUUUUAUUAAGUACAGCUAUUUAGAAAAAAAUGGCUACGGGAACACACCUCUUCAUGAGGCUGCAGCCAAUGGGAACCUGAAGGCCGUAAUGGCCUUGGACAAUCAUAAUAGUAAGCUCCUCGAGGUAGAAAAUGUAGUUGAAAAUGAGAAUGAGUUCCUUGCUGCUGUGAAUAAGAGAGGCGAAACCCCGCUGUUUAAAGCUGCUGCUUUUGGGAAAAUAGAAGUGGUGGAGUAUUUAGCUCCAAAAUCAUUAAAAACUGAGACCAGAUAUAUAGAAGGAAAAACGAAAGAAGUAACUAAGCUUAAAGACGUUCACUGCCAAAGCAAACGCAAUAUGCCUGGUGCCACUGAUAAAGAAGGAAUGGAGAAAGUGCCUGAUGCCUCCAUUCUGCACGUUGCCAUCACAGGAAACCAUUUUGAAACGGCUCUAUAUUUACUGGAUCUAGAUGAAUCGUUAGCAACACUCAAGGACCGAAAUGGCCAGACCUCUCUUCACCUACUAGCAACUAUGCGCUCAGCUUUCGAAAGUGGAUAUCGAUGGGGCACAUGGAUCCACAGAGUCUUCUAUUUCUGCCUUCCAAUCAGUGAUGAUGCAAAUGAUGAUAAAAAAGCUACUACAAAAAUUUCGAAAGGGUGGCUUAUAUUACUGAGAAAAAUAUGUGCACUAGUAAGCAGUAGCAUCUUGGAAAAAAAGAGAAAUCAUAAACUUGCUUUGAAACUAGCGGAGAGACUAAUAGAAAAAGAUUCUUCUUGGGAGCUGGCACCAGAUUCUCAAUUUGAGGAAGACCAGCCUAUACCUCCCACAGGAGAUGCAGGAGAUAAUAGGCCAACCGCGUUAUUGCUGGCAGCUGAAAGAGGAAUAGUAGAGAUUGUGGACAGGAUACUAGAAGAAUGCCCACAGCUAGUUGAGCAAGAAAAUGAUAUGAAUGAGAACAUAUUGCAUGUGGCAAUUAAGCACCGUCAAUUUGACAUAUUCAAUCGUGUGAAAAAUAUGAAAAUACCGAUGACAAGGUUAGUCCGAAAGGUUGACAAAUAUGGCUGCACCAUUUUACACCAUGCUGCAGUCAUGAGGCCACAGAAUACAAAGAUUCACCCAGCCGGACCUGUGUACCAACUCCAGGAAGAGAUUAAGUGGUACAAGCGGGUAGAGAAGAUUACGCCCACCCACUACGCCAUGUUGCACGACGAGACUUGCGAACAGCUAUUCAAUUUGAAUCACAAUGAACUACUCGUUAAAGCACAGCAAUGGAUAAAAGGUACUUCUCAGUCUUGCUCUGCAGUGGCUGUUCUUGUUGCUACAGUGGUCUUCGCCGCUGCCUACACUGUACCUGGAGGUUCCAAUGACAACGGGUAUCCAAUUUUCCUCAACAACAGUCUCUUCUUGGUUUUCACAGUCAUGGACGUUAUUGCUUUGGCCUCCUCUUUGACAUCCGUUGUAAUGUUUUUGUCCGUCCUCUCAUCGCCUUCUACGUAUGAUGAAUUCCACCACGAACUCCCUAGAAAACUCACAGUAGCCUUCUCCUUGCUAUUCAUUUCUUUGGCUACAACAAUGAUUGCAUUCGCGGCAACAUUAUUGCUCAUAGUUCGUUUGGAAAAGCCACGUUGGACCACCACUCUCAUUUAUACUGCCGCUUUUUUUCCCGUCAGCAUAUUUGCACUUAUGAAUUUUCCCGUGUAUACUGCGUUUGGGAAAACUUUGCUCAAGUUGUAUCGGAGAUUGUCUAAGAAUUGGCCUGUCAAAAAGCCGGCACCGACCAAGAAUCUAGCUUCCGGACAGGGUUCCAUUGCAGACCACAAUAAGUAUUGUCUCCAAGUCUGAGGGAUAUCUAUAGAAGUUGCUAUGAAGCUAAACGAGGAGGCUGACAUGUCCCUGAUGCGAUAGAUAUUACAAAUAAGUGCAACCGUAAGUGUUGGGAUUGGGAUUGAGCAAGUUCUAAGGGUCACAUAAAAAAACUUAUUUUACUCCGUUUUUGUGGAAUUUUAUUUUAAACAGUCCCUGUUAUUUUCGUAGAGUUUUGUUGUACGUAUGUAAAUGGAUGUAUACAGUUGUUUUUGUGUAUGGUUGUAGAUGUGGCUUGGGUUGGUUUGUUUUUUAGUCUUUGUGCGAGGAGCUCUCUCUUGUUUUCAAUCUUGUUUUUGUUUAACAGGAUAGAAAGACACAGGGUGAUGUUCUUAGGUUGUUGUUUGUCUUCGGCUUUGAUGUUUCCUUUGUUUUGGACUUUUGGAUCCUUUUGCUUUGUUUAAUAUAUAUUUACUUUAGCGAAAAAAAAUAAGUACAACCGUAAGUGUUGGGUUUGGGUUUGGGUUUUAGCAAGUAGUAAGGGUCACAUAAAAAAAUUGUUUUACUCUGUUUUAGUGGAAUUUUAUUUAAACAGUCUCUGUUAUUUUAAGAGAGUUUUUUAUAUUGAAUUUAUAAAUUCAAAACAUUUUAUGUAUUUUUAUUUU
Molecule: messenger RNA, 3072 nt
Organism: Mangifera indica (mango)
Lineage: Eukaryota; Viridiplantae; Streptophyta; Magnoliopsida; Sapindales; Anacardiaceae
Product: ankyrin repeat-containing protein At5g02620-like
Exons: 6
Coding region: 386-2446 (686 amino acids)
Molecular function (GO): protein binding
Source: RefSeq, a predicted model, not a curated record